Messenger RNA from Magnolia sinica, 1277 nucleotides. RefSeq names its product G-type lectin S-receptor-like serine/threonine-protein kinase At1g34300. Gene Ontology annotation, molecular function: protein kinase activity; ATP binding. Gene Ontology annotation, biological process: protein phosphorylation. The record is from RefSeq and is a predicted model, not a curated record. The transcript has a single exon. The coding region runs from base 51 to 1277 and encodes 408 amino acids. NCBI's taxonomy places the organism in Eukaryota, Viridiplantae, Streptophyta, Magnoliopsida, Magnoliales, Magnoliaceae.
GAAGUAGGAUUCUAUGGAUAUCAGUUUCAUUUCAAAGGUACUGCACGAAUAUGAAGAUGAUCAGACAUGUCAUUUGCUGUGUUAAACAUGCAGUAGUCAUCUUUGUAAAGGUCAUAAUCAUUGUGGUAAUCUGCUACAAGCGGGAACAAAGAAGGAAUAAUGCCAUCCGUCCCGAUUCAAGGUUCCAAACGAUCGCGAUGGACAAGUUCCUCAACGACAUGGAAAGAGAAAAGCCAAUCCGAUUCUCUUCUCAGCAGCUAAGGAUCGCCACCGAUAAUUACAUUCACUUAUUGGGUUCGGGCGGUUUUGGGGCGGUUUACAAAGGGAUCUUUAGCAAUGGGACACUCGUGGCAGUGAAAGUUUUAAAGGGGACUUCCAACAAGAGGAUCGAAGAGCAGUUCAUGGCAGAGGUAAGCACAAUGGGAAGAACACACCAUUUCAAUUUGGUUAGACUCUAUGGAUUCUGUUUCGAAAGAGAUUUGCAGGCUUUGGUGUAUGAGUACAUGGAAAAAGGAUCGCUCGAUCAGAUCUUGUUCCGCGAAAACAAGAUGAUCGAAUGGGAGAAGCUGAUGGAGAUUGGAGUUGGGACAGCAAAAGCAAUAGCUUAUUUGCAUGAAGAGUGCCAACAGCGGAUCAUCCACUAUGAUAUAAAGCCGGGUAACAUUCUUUUGGAUGUGAAUUUUCGUCCAAAAGUGGCGGAUUUUGGAUUGGCGAAGCUUUGUAAUAGAGACAACACUCAUAUGACUAUGACGGGCGGGAGGGGGACUCCCGGGUAUGCUGCUCCAGAGCUCUGGAUGCCAUUUCCGGUCACACAUAAAUGCGAUGUUUACAGCUUUGGGAUGCUUUUGUUUGAGAUUGUAGGGAGGCGGAGGAACCUCGACAUUAAUCUCUCAGAGAGCCAGGAGUGGUUUCCAAGGUGGGUCUGGAAGAAGUUCGAGAGAGGUGAAUUUGGUGAGAUGAUUGUGGCUUGCGGGAUCGAAGACAGAGAUAGAGAGGAGGUUGAGAGAAUGGUUACAGUUGCCUUGUGGUGUGUUCAGUAUCGUCCGCAUGCGAGACCUAACAUGAGUGUUGUUGUGAAGAUGUUGGAAGGUGGGAUGGAAAUUCCGACGCCAUUAAACCCGUUUGAACACUUGGUUGUCGGCACUCCGGUCCAGAUGAUCUGGGGCGAUAGCGGUUUUGAUACAACAUCCUCUCAGCUGACAGAGACAACAGCAUCUUCUCAUGUGUGUGCUACUCCUGUUAUGAGGAGAUACGAGAUCGAAAUCGCUUCCACUUAA